This is a messenger RNA of Eufriesea mexicana, 4187 nucleotides long. RefSeq names its product nuclear transcription factor, X-box binding stc (gene stc). The coding region runs from base 133 to 3966 and encodes 1277 amino acids. The record is from RefSeq and is a predicted model, not a curated record. The transcript has 11 exons. Gene Ontology annotation, molecular function: DNA-binding transcription factor activity, RNA polymerase II-specific; RNA polymerase II transcription regulatory region sequence-specific DNA binding; zinc ion binding. NCBI's taxonomy places the organism in Eukaryota, Metazoa, Arthropoda, Insecta, Hymenoptera, Apidae. Gene Ontology annotation, cellular component: nucleus. Gene Ontology annotation, biological process: negative regulation of transcription by RNA polymerase II.
UGAAAAGUUCUUCAGACCUUUUACAUAUUGCGAUAUCAAGCGUAUUUUAUAUUAUUUUCUGCACAAUUUACAAGUAUCAUAAAUUACAACGAAGGAAAUAGCACUUAACAUACGCGUAAAAUUGUAAGAAUUAUGGCUACUUGGGAUGGUUCUUAUUCGGGACCAGAUGAUCAAAAUUAUUAUGUAUAUUCUGACCAAAAUGCUCCUGGACCCGCAACAGGAAACUGGACAUUGUUUCGUGAUAAUAUAAAUAAUGAUUAUCUACAAUCUAAUCGUGAGUUCUAUGUACAAAAUGAACCCAUAUUUGAACAGAGUAACCCAAAUACUUUUUAUCAUUCAAACACAAAUGUUAUGCCAAAUUUAUUGUCCACAACUAAUAGUUACCAUGGGCAUGUAACAAAUCCCGUAGGUAACACUCCAAUGUUAAACAGUCCGGAGUAUUUUCAAAAUGUUAAUAAAUCUCAAGAAUGUUAUGUAUCCGAAAAUUGUUGGGAAUAUGAUUAUGAUUUGUUAAAGCAUAAGAUUAAACACGAUCCUGUGAAGAAAGUUAAAGAAUCUUCAAGCAAUAUAAUGAAUCAUUCAAAAUUGCAUGUCAUGGCAGAAGAAUUUGUGCCAAAUAAUAGAGAAUAUGGUGAUAAAUAUAAAAAUAAUGAAUUACAAAAUGCAAAUCCCAUUAAUGAUACAGAUUCUUGUAUGAAGGAUAAUGGUAAAAUGUCAGAUAAACAUUUUUUUUGUAAUACAAGUAGACAUAAAAGGAAGUACAAUAAUAAAAAAAGUUGUAAUUAUAAACCUAAAGAAGGACAAGAUCAGUUUUACAGAAAAAAUGCAUAUGCAAAUACCUAUCAACAACAAGUCAAAAUUUCUCAUAAACUUCAAGGUAACAAAUACUUUGCUGAUAAAUAUCAUUCAGGAAAAUCACAAGCAAAUUCAAAAUGCAUAAAUGAAGAUGCAGUCGAUAAAAGUACAAUAGAUAAUAAUGUUGCUAGUAAUAGUAAAACAGUUUCUAUAACAAAUUUAAGCAAAGGAGAAUCAUCUUUAAAUAUGAAUAUAAAUUCAAAUAAAAAUAAAGACUUAUCAAAUGAUGGUAAAGAUGAAACGACUAUUGAUGUUGAUAAUAAUGUACAAGAUAAUGUACAACAAUUCAAUAAUAUGACUAAAGAAUUUACUUAUUACAAUUCUGGCCUAAAGCAGAAUUACAAUAAUCACAGAAGUAUAAGGAAAUAUCAAUAUAAUGAUAGAUAUAACAGAGAUGGGAAUUCUUAUAAAGAAAAGCGACAUCACCAGAGAUACAAUAGAGAAAAUUACAGCAAAGAAGAUAAAUUUAAAUUAAAAGAUCAAACAUGUAACAAUAAUGGAGAAUGUAAUGAAUUGAAAGAAUGUUCUAAUGAAGAAAUGGGACUAGAAACAAAAGAAGCAAAAGAAAGAAGAUGUAAUUAUCAAGGAUAUAAUGGAUUUAAAGAACAUAACAAGGAAAGUAAAAUAGAAAUUUUUAAAGAAAAAGAUAAGGGUAGACAUUAUGUAUUUCAAAACAAAGAGAAAGGAAAUGAACAUUGGAGAAAUAAAAGAGAAACUAGCGAAAGAAAUAAUGUCCAGAAAUGGGGACAAAAUAAAAAGUCACCAAUUGAUGAUGAUGCAAGUCAAAGAGAAAGAUUAACAGAACAACUAAAUAGGGGACAAUUAGAAUGCUUAGUAUGUUGUGAAUAUAUUAAACAAAAUGACUAUAUUUGGUCAUGUUCUAAUUGUUACCAUGUGUUACACUUAAAAUGUAUUAAAAAGUGGGCAAAGUCAUCGCAAGCUGAAAAUGGAUGGAGAUGUCCAGCAUGUCAAAAUGUUAAUUUAAUAAUUCCUGAGAAUUAUUUUUGUUUUUGUGGAAAAACAAAAGCACCUGAAUGGAAUCAUAGAGAUAUUGCCCACUCAUGUGGCGAGAUUUGUGGUAGAACAUUAUCAAAAAAUAAUUGUCCUCAUAAAUGCACUCUUUUAUGUCAUCCAGGCUCUUGCCCACAGUGUACAGCAAUGGUAACAAAGUAUUGUGGAUGUGGUAAAACUUUACAAACAGUACAAUGCAGUAUUCAUAAAUUAUUGUUGUGUGACUCUAUAUGUGGUAAAGAUCUAAAUUGUGGUAGACAUAAAUGUCAAAAUAAAUGCCAUCAUGGGGAAUGUGCAAAUUGUGAAGAAAUAAUAACACAAAAAUGUUAUUGUGGUAAACAUACAAGGGAAGUAACAUGUCAGAGUAAUAUUUUGUUUACAUAUUCUUGUGAAACUAUUUGUGGUAAAUUGUUAGAAUGUGGUAAUCACACCUGUACAAAAUUAUGUCACCCAGAUGCUUGUGAACCUUGUUCUUUAAUUCCUGAGAAAAUUACAACUUGCUGUUGCGGACAAACUCCAUUAACAGAAAAAAGACAAACUUGCUUAGAUCCAAUUCCUACCUGUGACAAAAUAUGUUCAAAAAAUUUAAAAUGUGGACAACCUAAUAAUCCACAUAAAUGCAAAGUGAAGUGUCAUGAAGGAGAUUGCCCUGUUUGUGAUUUAACUACUGAUGUCAAAUGCCGCUGCGGAAACAUGGAUAGAGAAAUAGCUUGUAAAGAUUUGAUAUCAAAAGCUGAUGAUGCACGAUGUGAAAAGAAGUGCAUAAAGAAAAGAUCUUGUGGCAAACAUAGAUGUAAUCAAUUAUGUUGUAUAGAGAUAGAACAUAUUUGUCCAAUGAUUUGUUCAAAAACUUUAAGCUGUGGUAGGCAUAAAUGUGAACAAAGUUGUCACAAAGGUAGAUGUCAACCUUGUUGGCAUAGUAGCUUUGACGAAUUAUACUGUGAAUGUGGAACUUCUGUGAUAUAUCCUCCUGUUCCUUGUGGAACAAGAAGACCUACAUGUGACAAACCUUGUUCUCGUCAGCACUCUUGUGGUCAUGAAGUAUUGCAUAAUUGUCACAGUGAAUCAAUCUGCCCACCUUGUACUGUUCUUACACAAAGAUGGUGUCAUGGCAAACAUGAACUACGUAAAGCUGUGCCAUGCUAUGUUAAUGAAAUUUCAUGUGGUUUAUCAUGUAAUAAACCCAUAUCUUGUGGUAGGCAUAAGUGCAUUACUAUUUGUCAUCCUGGACCAUGUGAGAAACCAGGACAACAGUGUUCUCAGCCUUGCACUGCUCAAAGAGAAAUGUGUGGACAUAUUUGUGCUGCUCCAUGUCAUGAGGGUAAAUGCCCAGAUAUACCUUGCAAGGAAAUGGUUAAGGUGACAUGUCAAUGCGGGCAUAGGACUAUGUCUCGUGUUUGUGCCGAAAAUUCCAAAGAAUAUCAAAGAAUAGCAAGUAGUAUAUUAGCUAGUAAAAUGGCUGAUAUGCAAUUAGGUCAUUCCAUUAAUUUGGAAGAAGUGUUUGGUCAAGGAGCAAAGAAGCAGAAUCAAUUAAAAACUUUAGAAUGCAAUGAUGAAUGUAAAAUAAUAGAACGUAAUAGAAGAUUGACAUUAGGUUUGCAAAUUGCAAAUCCAGAUUUAAGUGGAAAAUUAAUACCCAGAUACAGUGAUUUUAUGAAACAAUGGGCUAAAAAGGAUGCACAUUUUUGUCAAAUGGUUCAUGAUAAAUUGACAGAAUUAGUCCAAUUAGCGAAGACCUCUAAACAAAAAUCACGUAGUUAUUCUUUUGAUAGCAUGAACAAGGAAAAACGUCACUUCAUUCACGAGUCCUGUGAAUAUUUUGGUUGUAAAAGUCAGGCAUAUGAUCAGGAGCCAAAAAGAAAUGUCGUUGUAACUGCUGUAAAGGACAAGUGUUGGUUACCUAGUUAUAGUCUAUUAGAGAUUGUACAACGAGAAAAUGGUCAGAGAAAAGUUCCAGGUCCAAUGUUAAACACUACAAAAACUGAUGGAUCUGUGAAGACAAUAUUAUCACUGCCCGUGAAAAAAACUCAAAAACCAGAAAUACCAGCAAGUAUAAAAAUAUCAGAACCGGAAAUAGAUUAUUUCGAUUUUCAAGGUUAAAAUUAUUAUCCCUGUAUUAUGUAAAGUCGAACAAGUUAUCGUAACGACAGACUUUGAAAUGUGGCCGCAGCAACAGGCUUUGCUUAUAGAACAAGCCGAUUCGCACCCCUUCUCCAAUUCACGAAUACCCACGGUCUCAUCCGUUUCUCUCACCCUCUACUAGGAAUAUUGAUUUUACACAAAAGGGGAUGGAGGGAGAAUUCAGACCAUCCUAAGCUUUA